AUGAACGAUAAACACGACACAGAUUUAACAUUCAAACGAAUCGCAGCUCAAUUUCUAACACUUUCUCUGAUUCGUUUCUCAAAAAAAUCUCAUUCCUCGCUCCAUUAUGGCUUGCAAUUUUGGGUACUCUAUGUCUUUCCGAGCUUUAGCGUUGAAGACAUCCGUCAAACAUUCCUCAGCCACUUUCUCAAGGAUCUUGAUCGGAAGCUGAUCAUUGCUUUUAAAGAUAACGAGAUUGAGAGAAGCCAAUCGCUUAAUCCCGAUCUUAAACGACCGAUUAGAGAUUCGAGAAUUGCGAUUGUUAUCUUUUCCAAAAACUACGCUUCUUCAAGCUGGUGUUUAAAUGAAUUGCUGGAGAUUGUUAGAUGCAAAGAAGAUAGCAAUCGAUUGGUGGUGAUUCCUGUUUUCUAUGGCUUGGAUCCGUCUCAUGUUAGGAAACAAAUCGGCAAUUUUGGAAAAAUCUUUAAGAAGACUUGUCAAAACAGAACAGAGGAUGAGAUAAAUCUGCGGAGGAGAGCUUUGAUCGAUGUAGCUAAUACUCUCGGAUAUCAUUCUACGAUUUGUAAAGCAAAUAUGACAAAAGAAAUCACCAAUGAUGUUUUGGUUAAACUGAAUUUAACUCCAUCAAAUGAUAUUGAGGAUUUUGAAGUGAGGAUGGUUCGGAUUUGGGGUUUUUAUUUAGUCGUCUCUCUCGUCAUUUCCAAGGUAGUGUCUUCAUAG
Messenger RNA from Arabidopsis thaliana (thale cress), 720 nucleotides. RefSeq names its product Toll-Interleukin-Resistance (TIR) domain family protein. Bases 1 to 720 code for a protein of 239 amino acids. The transcript is spliced from 4 exons. The record is from RefSeq and is marked reviewed. NCBI's taxonomy places the organism in Eukaryota, Viridiplantae, Streptophyta, Magnoliopsida, Brassicales, Brassicaceae. Gene Ontology annotation, biological process: signal transduction.